Messenger RNA from Globicephala melas (long-finned pilot whale), 2697 nucleotides. The record is from RefSeq and is a predicted model, not a curated record. NCBI's taxonomy places the organism in Eukaryota, Metazoa, Chordata, Mammalia, Artiodactyla, Delphinidae.
CCGGCAGCCCCGGCGCAGAGCUGGAGAGGGAGACGGACCCGAGCGCAAGUCGCGGGCCCAGCUGUGAGCCCGGCGGGAGACAAUCCGCCGUCCGCGCUCGAGAGACGCCGCGGCCGCAGGGUCUCCAUUUUAGGGUGUUCUAACAACUGAGCCCUAUUAACAUUUUCAUCAUGGGCUUCCGCUUGGCUCUGGCAUGGACACUCCUGGUUGGGCCAUGGGUGCCCAUGGGAGCUCAGAACCCCAUUUCAUGGGAGGUGCAGCGAUUUGAUGGGUGGUACAACAACCUCAUGGAGCACAGAUGGGGCAGCAAAGCCUUCGGGGCGGAGCGAGGGAACCGCGAGCCCUUCCUGCAGGCGCUGGGCCUGCUCUGGUUCCGCUACCACAACCUGUGGGCGCAGAGGCUGGCCCGCCAGCACCGGCUCUGGGGGGACGAGGAGCUGUUCCAGCACGCGCGCAAGAGGGUCAUCGCCACCUACCAGAACAUCGCGAUGUAUGAGUGGCUGCCCAGCUUCCUGCAGCAAGCACCGCCGAAUUACACAGAGUACCGCCCUUUUCUGGACCCCAGCAUCUCUCCGGAGUUCCUGGUGGCCUCUGAGCAGUUCUUCUCCACCAUGGUGCCCCCUGGCGUCUACAUGAGAAAUGCCAGCUGCCACUUCCAGGUCAUCAAUAGGAACUCAAGUGUCUCCAGAGCUCUCCGGGUCUGCGAUAGCUACUGGAGCCGAGAGCACCCAAACCUACAAAGAGCUGAAGAUGUGGACCCGCUGCUGGGCAUGGCCUCCCAGAUCGCUGAGUGAGAGGACCAUGUGGUGGUUGAGGAUGCAUGAGACUUGGUAUCUCAUCCCGAUUUCUUGCCUGGGCCACUGAAGUUUUUCCGCACAGACCACCUGGCCAGUUGCCUGCAGCCAGGCCGGGAUCUGGGCCUGCCCUCUUACACAAAGGCCAGGGCAACACUGGGCCUGCCUCCAGUUACCAGAUGGCAGGACGUCAACCCUGCACUCUUCCGGAGUGAUGGCACUGUGAGGAGGGGUCAGGACCCAGAGGGCAGGGUGGGAGGUCCAGGGCACACUGGCUUGAGACAUGGAAGAUGGGCGGCGAAACACAUGCAUCAGAGACAAGCACCUGGUGAGAGGGGCAGGGCUCACACAGGUCGCUUUUCCCAGUAUCACACACCAGGAUGGAGGUUACCAGACCAGCAGGAUUAUGCAGGCCGUGUGGUGAAUGUCUACCUCUUCUCCAUCAGCCCACUCAGCAUCCUUUCCUGCCUCUUACCUGGCCUCUUCCAUGACAACGGGUCUGAGUUCCCCCAGAAGUGUUACUGGUGGUUCUUCCAGACCAUGCCAGGUCUCACGGGGGUCAUGCUGCUCCUGGUUCUCGCCGUCAUGUACGUCUUCGCCUCCCACCACUUCCAGCGCCGCAGCUUCCGGGGCUUCUGGCUGACCCACCACCUCUACAUCCUGCUCUACGUGCUGCUCAUCAUCCAUGGCAGCUUCCCUCUGAUCCAGCUGCCCCGUUUCCACAUCUUCUACCUGGUCCCAGUACUUACCUACAUGGGGGACAAGCUGGUGAGCCUGAGCCGGAAGAAGGUGGAGAUCAGUGUGGUGAGGGCAGAGCUGCUGCCUUCAGGAGUGACCCGCCUCGAGUUCCAGCGGCCCCAAGGCUUUGAGUACAAGUCAGGACAGUGGGUGCAGAUCGCCUGCCUGGCUCUGGGGACCACAGAGUGCCACCCUUUCACCCUGACUUCUGCGCCCCACGAGGACACGCUUAGCCUGCACAUCCGGGCAGCAGGGCCCUGGACCACCCGCCUCAGGGAGAUCUACUCACCCCCGACGGGUGACAGCUGUGCCAAACAUCCAAAGCUGUGCCUCGAUGGACCAUUUGGAGAGGGCCACCAGGAGUGGCGUAAGUUUGAGGUGUCCGUGCUGGUGGGAGGGGGCAUUGGGGUCACCCCCUUUGCCUCCAUCCUCAAAGACAAGUCAUCGGUCAGCUGCCAAGUGUUCUGUAGGAAGAUCUACUUCAUCUGGGUGACACGGACCCAGCGGCAGUUUGAGUGGCUGGCUGACAUCAUCUGGGGGGUGGAGGAGAAUGACCACCAGGACCUGGUGUCCGUGCACAUCUACACCACCCAGCUGGCUGAGAAGUUUGACCUCAGGACCACCAUGCUGUACAUCUGUGAGCGGCACUUCCAGAAGGUGCUGAACCGGAGUCUGUUAACGGGCUUGCGCUCCAUCACCCACUGACCCCCCUUCGAACCCUUCUUCGACUCUCUGCAGGAGGUCCACCCAAAGGUCCAGAAGAUCGGGGUGUUUAGCUGUGACCCCCAUGGCAUGACCAAGAAUGUGGAAAAGGCCUGUCAGCUCAUCAACAGGCAGGACGGGAUUCAUUUCUCCUACCAUCAUGAGAACUUCUAGGCCUCCUGCCCAGGGCCUCUGCCCACUGCCCAGCUGAGCAGAGGUUUGGCCCCAUACCUCACCUCUAGCUUUCCUGUUUCUGGCUCCCUCAGCCGUCUCCCCAUUCGCACCUCCCAACCUUGGUCCAGGUGGCCAUGGUUAGUCACCUCAUGCGGGUUCAGGGACUCCCAGGCCCGGAAGCUCUCAGCCUGGAGAAAUGCAAGGCACUGUGUGGGGACUAGAGGUUGGGAAGUUGGGGAGCUAGUAUUGCUUUGGGGCAAAGUGACACCUCUUCUUCCAAAAUAAGAAA